This is a messenger RNA of Tilletiopsis washingtonensis, 1423 nucleotides long. RefSeq lists its product as hypothetical. The transcript has 3 exons. Lineage: Eukaryota; Fungi; Basidiomycota; Exobasidiomycetes; Entylomatales. The coding region runs from base 176 to 1423 and encodes 415 amino acids. Gene Ontology annotation, biological process: regulation of DNA-templated transcription. Gene Ontology annotation, molecular function: DNA-binding transcription factor activity. The record is from RefSeq and is a predicted model, not a curated record.
CGUCUGCUGGAGCAGCUUGUCGUCCAGCCACCACCACCUGCUUCUCCAGCACGCUCUCCGUCUCGUCUGUCUCUUCCCUCCGCUACACCAGCUGCACACCUCGCCUCGGCACGUGCACUUCGGCGCGCGCCACUCUCCACUCGCCCGCCUCUCUCUCCUCGCCUGCCUCGCCGCCAUGACGCGCGGCCGGCGUCCCAACCUCUCGCUCGAGCCGUCGCGCCAGCUGCUGACGCAGCGUGCCUUCCGCGAGCGCAAGGCCGCGCAUCUGCGCUCGCUCGAGGAGGCCGUGGAGCGCCUCGAGGCCGAGAAUGCGGCCCUGCGCGCGGCGGGACGCGCACCGCAGAGGCGCGACGCAGAGGGCAAGAAGGAGGAGGGCGAGAGCAGCGAGGGCAGCAGCAGCUCGGCCAGUGGCAGCGCAAAAGGCGGACAGCGCGGCAAGAGCAGCAGUGACACGACGGCGCCGAGCUCGACGGAGGCGCCCGAGGAGUGGGAGAAGCGCCAGGCAGGCGCGGCGGGCGCAGCACCACCGCAGCAGCAGCGAGACAGGGAGAGGCCGUUCUGCGAGGGCUGCUGGGCGGCCAAGAGGAACCACGAGGAGAUUCACACUGCCAUGUCGACCGUCGACUUCCACCUCGCCACGCUCGCCUCGGCCAUGACGCAGCUGCGCGGCGCGCUGGGCCGCGGCGAUGCCAUUCGCGCACACGCCGACGAGGCGAUGGGCGCGGCUGCUGCUGCUGCUGCGCCACACUUUUCGCCGAUGCCUGCGCUGCGGCCCCCUCUGGCGCCCUCGACGAGCGGAGGAAGCGGCGCAGGCGGCGCAGGCACAGGAGUCGCACAGCAUGAACUGGCAGAGACGCUGAAGCGCUGGGGCCCGGCGCCGCUGUUGCCGUCGCCUCGAGGCGUGCAGCAGAACGGCGGCGGCGGCCUCAGCUCGGCUGCAGGCUACGCCAGUCCUGGACCUUGCUCGACGGCCGCAGCCCAAGCGCGCUCGCCCUAUCCUCCUCCUGCCGGCGCCGCCAGUCCGCCAAGCCACGCCGGGCCCUCUCGCACCACCAGCAGCUCGCGCGACGCCUCGCACCCCUACGCGCGUCCUGCGCACACACCCGUCGGCCGCGCCAGCAUGCUGCUCGCCUCGACGCGCGAGGCUGCGUCGCCCAGCUACAGCCACAGCGGCGCACAUCACGACGUGCCUUCGCCCGGCGGCACAUCCGACGGCGCAUCGCAUGCAUCGCCGCCUCUCGAGCUGCCACCGCCGCCACAUACGGCUGGCUUCGCGCAUCACAUGCCGACGCUGCCGUCCAUGCGGCCUGCCUCUCCGCCGCCGCCUGCGCAACAACAGCAGCAUGAGGGCGUGCAGCUGCAGGACUCGGAGUGCUGCUACGGCCUCUUCAAGUGCGACAAGGACGGCGCCAUCAUUGCGUGA